Messenger RNA from Cebus imitator (Panamanian white-faced capuchin), 480 nucleotides. RefSeq names its product E3 ubiquitin-protein ligase RNF213-like. The transcript has 2 exons. NCBI's taxonomy places the organism in Eukaryota, Metazoa, Chordata, Mammalia, Primates, Cebidae. The record is from RefSeq and is a predicted model, not a curated record. Gene Ontology annotation, biological process: ubiquitin-dependent protein catabolic process; sprouting angiogenesis; negative regulation of non-canonical Wnt signaling pathway. Bases 56 to 442 code for a protein of 128 amino acids. Gene Ontology annotation, cellular component: membrane; cytosol; nucleolus. Gene Ontology annotation, molecular function: ATP hydrolysis activity; ubiquitin-protein transferase activity.
UCUAUAUUUUAAUGUUACAGGAAAGUCUCUUUAUGUGAAGAGGCUGCAUGAGAAAAUGAAGAUGCAGUUACACAGGGAAAAUGUGCCUCUGAAAACCAUUCGACUGAUCGACCCUCAGGUGGAUGAGAGCCAAGUCCUGGGCGCCCUCCUGCCCUUCCUGGAUGUGCAGUAUCAGAAGGUCCCCAUGCUCUUUCACCUGGACGUGACCUCCUCGGUGCAGACUGGAAUUUGGGUGUUUCUUUUCAAGCUUCUCAUUUUACAAUACCUAAUGGAUAUAAAUGGGAAAAUGUGGCUUCGGAGCCCCUGCCAUUUGUACAUCAUUGAAAUCCUGGAAAGGAGGACUUCAGCGCCGUCCAGGAGGCCUUCAGUGCUGGUCGGUACCGUGGGGUGUUUUCACAUGGUGUCGGAGGGUCUUGGGAUCCUUCCAGUCUUAAUGAAGUAGAGCGAUGUGUUUAGGUGACUCCACACCUUUGCCUUCCU